AUGGAGAAGUCCAAGAAUUUCCGUAUCGACGCGCUGCUGGCGGUGGAUUCUCCGAAGCCGGCGGUAGCCUCGACGGCUCAGACCUCUCCGCUGGCCUUGGUCACCUCUCUGUCCGGAGGGCCCGGCAACACCAGCAGCAGCUCCAGUUCCAGCUGCAGCCCGCCCUCCUCGGCCGAGGGUCACACGAGCUCAUCAUCCGAAUGCCUGCGCACCGAGAGCCCAUCGCCGCCCUGUAUCCUCAGCGGGCACUGCGGCUUGGUGGCCAAGCCCGGCUUCCUGACGGGUGGCGCGGCCGCGGGUGGUCCCCACCAGCACCAGCACCCGCACGCCCACCCCCACCCCCACGCCGCUCUGGGGCUUCAAGGCGGCGCGGGGCUGCACCCCCAGGCGGCCCUUUAUGGGCACCCCAUGUACGGGUACCCGGCGGCGGCGGCCGCGCUGGCGUCUCAGCACACAGCCCUCUCCUAUUCCUACUCCCAGGUGCAGGCUUCGCACCCGGCUGCCGACUCUCUCAAGCUCGGCGCCGGCACCUUCCAGCUGGACCAGUGGCUGCGGGCCUCCACCGCCGGGAUGAUCUUGCCCAAAAUGCCCGACUUUAACUCCCAAGCUCAGUCCAACCUUUUGGGCAAAUGCCGGCGGCCCCGCACUGCGUUCACCAGCCAGCAGCUGCUGGAGUUGGAGCACCAGUUCAAGCUCAACAAGUACCUGUCCCGCCCGAAGCGCUUCGAGGUGGCUACCUCGCUCAUGCUCACCGAGACGCAGGUGAAGAUCUGGUUUCAGAACCGACGCAUGAAGUGGAAACGGAGCAAGAAGGCCAAGGAACAAGCAGUCCAAGAAGCUGAGAAACAGAAGGGUGGAAAUGCUGAGCAAGACAAGGGGGCAGAGGAGGGGCAGGUGCUGCCAGGCGUGGCUGAAAAGAGCAACGUGGGUCGCCGCCUGCGGGGACUCAGAGAUAGUGAGCCAGAAGAAGAAGAGGGGGAGGAGGAGGAGGGGGAGCAAAUUUCUAGACAUUGCUGUCCCUACACCUCCCCUGACUGUUCUGAUAAGGAUGAUGAUGAUGGGAGGCAGCCCCAGAACAGACAUGUGGGAGCCAACCCACAGCUGCCCCAGGCUCAGACUCCUUAAACAUUGGGGGCUUGCCACACUGGCUGCCCCCUUCCUACCUGGGAUUCCAGGAAGGACCAGACCUUCUGAUGCUCUGGUCCUUGCUGCCAAGGCAACUUUUCUAGUGCUGCUCCUCUAGGUGCCUUGGAUUUCAACUUCCCAAAUUUCUAGUCUAGCUGGUGCUCUCCAAAUGUCCAGUGCAUUUGGAGAGCACAAGCCCAGGUAGGGCACUCCAAACUUGGCAGUAGUUUUUCAGUUGUGCACUGAUUCCCAAGCAGCUAUGGCCUAAUAACCUUUCCAAAAUUCUGGCCAAUAAUCUGUCCCAGAAGAAUUAACUUCUCUCACAUUAAAGAUUAUUAUACGGGUGAGCGUUAGGAUGAAUGCAGAGAGUUCCUUUGAUACAACUUACCUGUCACUUUGGGCAUCAAUUGUGUAGCCCUUCAACAUCCUUUUGGUGUCUAUCAAUGGACACCAAAGCUACAUCAUUUUUCAAUGUUUGGUGGGAGGAUUAAGGUGCCAGUUCCGUUAUGUAUACCCUGAUAUAACCUUCAGACUUCUCACUAACCUUUCAGCUUAUCAGCCACAGCCAAUGGUCAUAAAGAAUUAAAGGCCUAGUCAUUGCAAAUGCCACUGCUAUACUAUUCCACUUUCAUUCUAUCAAUAAUGGUGACAUAAAGCAUUAUUCAAAGACUGAAUCACAAGGUCAGAAAAUGGCACUUGAAACUUAUUUUCCCUUCUGAGGUUUGGUGUUCUUUAACUGCUAUGAGAAUGUUGUUGUUUAUUCUACAAUAAACAAACUAAGAAUGUUACACAAUGAUGGUUGGAACCACCAGAGAAUCUUAGGAGGGCUUUAUUAUCUUUAUUUUUAUAUACUGUAUUUAUAUUUAAAAAAAAAAACCCUCCUCUUACGCAUGCUAAAUUAUUAA
Pantherophis guttatus is the source of this 2030-nucleotide messenger RNA. NCBI's taxonomy places the organism in Eukaryota, Metazoa, Chordata, Lepidosauria, Squamata, Colubridae. The record is from RefSeq and is a predicted model, not a curated record.